Pectinophora gossypiella (pink bollworm) is the source of this 1489-nucleotide messenger RNA. It is a transcript of the gene CstF64, whose product is annotated as cleavage stimulation factor subunit 2 tau variant. The transcript is spliced from 10 exons. Lineage: Eukaryota; Metazoa; Arthropoda; Insecta; Lepidoptera; Gelechiidae. The record is from RefSeq and is a predicted model, not a curated record. The coding region runs from base 95 to 1258 and encodes 387 amino acids. Gene Ontology annotation, biological process: mRNA 3'-end processing. Gene Ontology annotation, molecular function: mRNA binding. Gene Ontology annotation, cellular component: mRNA cleavage and polyadenylation specificity factor complex.
UUCAUUCGUUCGUUUUUGUCAUUUUAUCGCUCACAACUGUAGCGGUAAUUAUUAUUGUAAUUUCAUUACCAAAUUGUAAAAGAAACAUCUCAAAAUGGACAAGAGUAAAGAAAAAGAAGAACAAAGUAUCAUGGAUAAAUCCAUGAGAUCAGUAUUUGUGGGUAAUAUACCUUAUGAGGCUACGGAGGAGAAGCUGAAGGACAUCUUCAGUGAAGUGGGGCCGGUGUUGUCGUUCAAACUAGUGUUUGACCGGGAGACGGGUAAGCCGAAAGGUUAUGGGUUCUGUGAGUACAAGGAUCAGGAGACGGCCCUCAGUGCUAUGCGGAACUUGAACGGCUAUGAGAUCGGCGGCCGCUCCCUUAGAGUAGACAAUGCCUGUACUGAAAAAUCUAGGAUGGAAAUGCAAGCUCUCAUGCAGGGGCCACAGAUAGAAAAUCCUUAUGGAGACCCAGUGGAGCCUGAAAAGGCUCCAGAGGCUAUCAGCAAGGCUGUGGCGACGUUGCCUCCUGAACAGAUGUUUGAGCUCAUGAAACAGAUGAAGCUGUGUGUACAGAAUAACCCAACUGAAGCCAGGAAUAUGCUGCUCCAGAACCCUCAGUUGGCAUAUGCACUACUUCAAGCACAAGUCAUCAUGAGGAUUGUAGACCCUGCCACUGCAGUUACUAUGCUGCACCCCAGUAACCCCGUGCCACCAGUGAUCCAACCUGGUGACAAGCCUCCCAUCUCCAAUCCAUACAUGUCCAGCAAUUCAUCCCAAGCACAACAACAACAACCGCCCCUACUGGCUAACCCUGUGCCACCACCCAACCAGUAUGCCCCGGCGCGACCGGCGCUGGGCGACGUGGACUUGCGCGGCGGGCGCGCGGCGCCGGCGCUGCCCGCGCUACUGGACCAGGACAUGCGCGCGCUGCCGCCGCUGCCGCACCCCGUGCCGCCGCCGCUGCAGCAGGACAGUGGUUUCCCGCGGGACCCGCGCCUGGCCAACAUGCAAGGUUUCAACUCGGACCCCCGCGUGCGGCCCACGGACCCGCGCACACAGAACAAGAUGCCUCCUCAAAUGCCACCUGGCAUGCCCAGCGUAGCGCAGGCUAGAACCAUCCAAGGAAUACCGUCUGGUGCCUCAGAUCAAGAGAAGGCUGCGUUGAUAAUGCAAGUGCUGCAGUUGUCAGAUGAACAGAUCGCCCUGCUGCCUCCGGAACAACGCGCCAGCAUUCUCAUGCUGAAAGAGCAAAUCGCUAAGAGCACGCAGCAACGUUGAGAUAUUCGCAUAUUGUUGCCUAUUAAUUUGAGUUUGACAGCUCUAAAAUUAGUGCCGUCCUUCACUUAAAAUAUGUACAAGAAAGAGAUAGAGCUAAUUUUAACCUUGUCAAAUUAAAAUUAAGUUGGUGUUUGCCCUAUCGGAACCAUUGUCGCGUUAGUCCGUAAGAAUGUCGAUACAAAGACUGUAUUAUAAGGUUUAUCAUUAAUAAAUGUAAGAUUUAAGACGAUA